Clonostachys solani is the source of this 618-nucleotide messenger RNA. Lineage: Eukaryota; Fungi; Ascomycota; Sordariomycetes; Hypocreales; Bionectriaceae. The record is from the annotation of a GenBank genome assembly.
AUGAAGACCGCCAUCUAUGCCCUUGCUGCCGCUGGCAUUGUCAGUGCCCAGGAGACCUCGCAGCCCGCUCUCGUCACCUCGCAGCCUGCUGUCGUCACCUCCCAACCUGCUGUUGUCACCUCAAUUCCUGCUCAGCCUAUCCUGAUCACCUCUUGGGACGGCAUCUCUCUGUCCUGGCCUGGCCAGAACACCCUGCAGACCAGUGUCGUCCCCCUCCCAUCCGUUUCCAACGGUGUUUCCCAGUCUGCCUCUGGCUCAGCCUCCGGUUCAGCCUCUGCAUCUGGCUCCGCUCCCGCCAGUGGCUCAGUUUCUGGCUCUGCCUCCGCCUCUGGAACCGCCCCCAUCGGCUCCUCGACUGGCUCUGCUGCCUCUUCUGCCAGCGGCUCUGACUCCGUCACCAGCGGCGUCACCAGCGCCAGUGCUACUGGCUCUGCUUCCGGCUCCGAGUCCGCCACCGCCACCGAAAGCGAAUCCGCCUCCGGUUCCUCCUCCGGUUCUUCUACUGGCUCUUCCACCGCCAGUGCCUCAGCUUCCACUACCAGCGAUGUUGGCGGCGGUGUUGCCAAGCCUAUGAUCGGCGCUGGUGUUGCCCUGCUUGCCGCUGCUCUUGCUCUGUAA